AUGAUUAACGCGGUGGGUAUUAUUUGUUGUAUGUUCUUUCAAUUAUGUUUUACUUGUAAGAAGUGCCGGCCGGCUUUGUCGAUCGUAUACGAUUAAAGCCUAUUUUAUUUGCAAAUUUACCACUUGUUCGUUUGUAGAAGGGUGCCUGUACUUGUCUACAUCACCAUUAGACGUAUUUGACUAGUUUGGAGAUGUUUCUCCCUUUUCUUUCACUUUGAAUCAUAUCGUGACGUUGUCAGUAGUUGUUGAAAUUGUAAGCACACCUACGCGCUAGUUUCCGUGAACGUUAAUUUUCUUUGCCAUGUAGAUGUCUUAAUUGGUGGUAUGAAAACCUUGAUGAAUUGCCUUUUGACAAAAUUAGUUAAUAAGAGCUUUCUUAUUUUAAUUGAUGACCAUUUUCUGAGACGGAGACGAAUUAAUUCUUGUUUUAUUCGACGAGGCCUUCAUUACACCGAAAUGCAUGUAGGUCUCUUCCUCCAUACUUCCGGUGUUAAAUUUUUCUGUCAGCGGGAAAAUUUCAUUCAGAAAAGAACUUUUUACGAAGUUACUGUGUUUUCGUGCCGAUUUGAAAAAUUAUCCUAUUUCAAAGAUGUAACUAUUCACUCCAAAGGAAACUGCAAAUGCCAAAAUGUAUGAUGGAAAAAGAUGUGUUGUGGUCUUGUGACACCAAAACAUAAUUCUAGGACUUUACACCCAGAACUGGACCAAGAAAAGAACUUUAGAACUUGCUCCGAGUACAACUUUUUUAGAAAGAUUGAGUACAGUACUAUGGAACUACAUACUCUGGGAGGUUUCAUUUUACUUUUUAGCUCAGAUAUGCAUAUAGUUCUGACGAACACUCUAGAACUUUUGAGGAAGUAACUCUAGUUGGCAUCUUUAGAAUGUGAAACGAUUACCAGUUAAUGGAAAAGCCAUUUUCUGGGAUUCAAGUCAACUAUAAUUCACUUUAUUUUUUCUCAUCUGCAAAAUGCCUGGUGCUUUAGCUUGAUUUUUAAUAGACUUAAUACCAGGUUUGUAUUUGUCAAAUGAUUUAAAAAAUUUCAACAAUUUUCUAGUUGACGAGAUGUCUUAACUUGGGUAUUCUGUAACAUCAUACAGGUUAACAAAGUAAGGAAAACUACAGUGCCGUGACAAAGUCAUUGUGUGGUUAGAGGCUAAGAGAUUCCCCCACUGUGAAAGCAAACUUUCUCACUCAUUUGUCCAGUCAUCAAAAUUCCAAGAACCUUUGAAUCCUUUGCUAAAAGGCUUGCUUUAUGGAUAUUCUCAAGCUGUUUUUAAAAUAGUUUUAAGUUCCUUCUUUCUGGACAACUUCAAAGAUGAUUUGAUGAGUUCUGUAUUUUUAAGGACAAUGUAGAUAUCUGAGUAAAUGUUUGUUAUUUACUGUGACUUGUUAUUGGGUUAUUCUACAAUAUGACAGUGGAGUCUGAAGUUUGAUCUCUCUCUUUUUUCAUUUCAUGAUUGAAUCUAAAUCUUUUCACUGUUGUUAUGAGAUUUGUUUAAUUUUCCUUUUCUAUUUCCACCCUUUCUUUUCUAGAUUUUAUGAUUAAGAUUUAAUGAUUAACUUAAUUGUUUUGUCAGAAAAAAAUUCUAGUCUCAUGUUUCUAGCACUAGUACAACAAGAAAAUUUUGACUUGAAACUUUGUGAUGUUAUGUACACACUACUGUACAUCACCAGUAACAUCAUAAAAUAUUCCUUGAUUUACAGUGAUAUUUGUACUGUAGAAAUAAAAGAUUCAGGUUGAUAAGACCACAUGUAUCUCUUGAGUUUGAAGCACAAAGCUUUAAAAAAUUAAGUGCUUCUUUAGCUGGUGAUUAUUUUGUUUGUUCUCAUGAACUUAAUAUGUGAUUCAGGGGUGAUAUUGUAAGGAGAAUUUACAUGCUAGUCACUCUUAAGGGUCAAAGGAUAAAAGACUAUUUGUAAAUUAAAAGAUAAUCUCCCACUUUGAGUUUCAAAUCCAUUGAAUUUGAGCUACAUGUAGGUGUUAAACUAAACUUAUGAAUAGCAGCUACAAGAUUCUAGCAUACAAAGGGCCAUCUUUCAAAUUUCUCUCUGCCUGCUGUACUUCAUCUUAAAGGUUCAAAGGCUUGGGAAGGAGAACAAGUAAAGAUGCUAACUAUUUCACAAGGAUCAAUAUAACAAUCAAGUCAAUAUGUUUAGAAAAUUAAUGAGAAGAAUAUACAGUGCUUUAUUGGCUCUGUGCAGACAUUGCAUUCUCUUUAAUACAAUCUCUAAUUUCUCUGCUUCUCUAUUGCUGGUUACCUUUUGUGGCUUUUAUUGCUGUUAUUAAGUAGUUUCUUUACUAAGCCAGUUGAUUGCUCCUAAAGAGUAUUCAUCUACUCUGAGAUUUUUUUGUCACACAUGGAUAAAAAACAAGCUAAAAUAUUUGCAUUUAAGUUCCUAGCUUUGUUCAACUUCUUAUAGCCAUCUAAAGUAGCCCCUUUUUCAAAUAGAAAGCUUUUUUUUAUCCUGUGAAAUCAGCAGAUGGUGAUUGGAGCUUCCUAAUAUAUCUCUUGCAUUCACAAAUUUGUAUUUUUCACCUAAAAGAAAGUAGCUUUUUUUGCAUGAUCAAACUUCACAUAAUGACAACACUCUUUUUUCUUCCUUCUGGCAAGCCAAUAACUGUCAUCAGUUCAUCAGUAGUGACUAAUCUUAGUAACUCUUUUCUCUCAAGUCUCAGGAACAAAUCAUUUCAAAAGAGAAUCUAACCAGUCUCACCUUUGUUAUACUUUAGAGCUCAUCAACAGACCCAUACUGUUUUGUGGAAUUUGAAAAAAGGAAAGAUGCAGAAUAUGCCCUUUGUGCCAUGAAUAAUAGGACUGUUUAUGACAAGGUAAGUGGUACACCAUCCAAAUAGUAGACAUACAUGUGCAUGCACAUGAAAUAAGUACUAAUCAUCUUCUUGCAGUUAUCAGUGCAAGGGGCUCUGCAUUGAGAUAUCCUGGUAUGAGCCUUGGCUGGGUCAUUGUGUUGUAUUCUUGGGCAAUUCACUCAACUCUUACAGUACUUCUCUCCUCUUGGUAACAGAAAAUUGUUAGAAAAUCUAGAGGUAACCCUGUGACAGACUGGAAUCCUAAUGGGAGGGGGGGGCAGGAGAGUAGGAGGGGGGAAGGGGAGUCAGCACUCAAGUUCCUUCAUGUACUUGAGACUGGGAUGAAGAACAUGUGGACAAGCCUUGUGGCUUGUAAUCUGACUAACCUACCAGCUCUAAAACUAAACUCAAUGCAAAGAUCUAUAACAGAUUUCAGUAUCAAAUGAGAAGCGUUUUAACCUGCAAAUAAGCUCUGAAUAUUUCUUUGAUCCUACAUCCUCAAACUGAUGCAGAUUCUGUCUCUCUCAAAUUUUGGUGAUACUUUUAUUUUUAAACUGUGCUCUGAAAUAAUGAAGUACUGGUUAGGUUAAUUAUUGUCCACUAGACCACCCCCUUACUGCCAAUGCUAAUCUGGGGGUACAUUCUCGUGAAAUGACAAGGAGUUUUGCUUCUACCUUUGGUUGAGAUGCCAGUCCAUUGUCUUGUAACCUGUGAGUAUUUUCCAAAUGGCUUUGAGAGUUUUUUUUUUUUAAAUUCCUAUUUGUACUUUUGGGUGGAGAGAGGCACUAUAAAUACAAGGUGUCUUGUCAAAGAACAAAACACAAUAACAGGGCUAGGAUUUAAUUGGGACCUUUUUAUCUAGAGGUCAGGGCAUUGACUACACAUACUAAGCUGGCAGGUAUCCUGGAUCUAAUGAAAUACUAGCAAUCAUUCAUUUUUAUCAAUACAAAUGAGAUGCAGCAGCUUACACAGAUUUAUGGGUUGAAGCAUUUGUUUUGUUUCUGACAAAUCAAUGGUUGGCAAGUUAAUUAUCUAGGCUGUGUGAUUUGAUCAAUGUUUUUAGAUGUUGAUGCUUCAUUUACUUGAAGAAAAACAUUCCUAAUUUCAUAAAGAAUAAAUUGAAACCUUUUUUUUUUCAAAGAGGAUAUGUUGAAAUGAUUGUCAAUGCUAUUCUGUCCAUUCCUCCAAUUAAGUUGUUCUUGAUUAGAACAACCAUAGGAGGGUUAUGCAUAAAAACAGUAACCAUGGAUUUUUUUUCCAAAUGACUGUUAACUUUUUUUCUUCUAAAAUGCACUAUAGUUUAUUUUGAUUUUUAGAUGUUGAUGCUUCAUUUACUUUUAGAAAAACAUUCCUAAUUUCAUAAAGAUUAAAUUGGAACUUUUUUUUCCAAAGAGGAUAUGUUGAAAUGGUUGUCAAUGCUAUUCUGUGCAUUCCUCCAAUUAAGUUGUUCCGAAUUAGAAUGAUUGUAGGAUUGUUAUGCAUAAAAACAGUAACCAUAGUUUUUUUCCAAAUGACCUUGAACUUUUUUUCUUCUAGAAUGCACUAUAGUUUAUUUUGAUUAGCCCUAGAUCAAUAGCACCUUGUGGUCCAAGUUGCUUUCCAGUCAAAACAAUGUAGUAUAUCUACAUUGCAUUAUAGAUGAGGUUUACUACAUGUAUGUGAAAUUGGGAACUUUCACAGUGAUUAAAUGCAUUCACAUAGUUCUUUGCAUGUGAGAUCUAGUUGUCUGGAAAGGAAUUGUGUUGAUAAUGUAAUUGUCUACAUACAGAGGUUCAUGCUUGGUUUUAGAGUUAUUUUCUUUUUGUUUUGUGGUAGCAAAAUCAUUUUCUAGGUGGGAUGAUCAGUACAGUUAUUUUCAAGGAUGGAAACUUGCUUCUCAGGGAAGGUUUCCAGAAUUGAUGCUGUUGUCAGUGUAGAUACAUGUGCUUUUUUUUGGAAUGUUAAAAUUUUUUUUAGGCUCAGCACUCAAAGGGAAAUUCCUUGUUAAAUAAUGCCAUUGGGAUUUGACAAGCUGGUUCAUUUUUUCUAAGAUCUGCUCAGUGAACUACUGUAAUUGCUGUGACUGAGAAUACUAACUUGUGUUCUAGUUGAAUUCAUUUUUGUGAUGUAGCGAAUUAAAUUGAAAUAACUCUGAUGACAAAUUUUCAAAACCUUUUUUUACACCUAUCUUUUUCACCUUCAAGUGGGUGAAGGUUUACUUUUUAGGGAGUUCUUAGGGAAACAAAAUUGUCUAAGAACAAUUUUUCCUUAACCUUCUCAUCCAAAUAUACUUCCGUCAUUAAUGUGACAGUGAUUGUCACAUUUAAGGUAGUGUUUUCACUCUGAUAGUUUUAUUCCGGAAAAUUUGUGAACUAUUCAAACAUGAUAUUCAGUUCCUAGUUGAGUCAGUCACAGGUAUCAAACUGAUUUUUUUAAAUUAAACAAGAAAUUUAGAUUCAUAAGCAACAUCAGGUUAUUCUGUAAGGGUUUUUUCGGUGUCAUAGAAAGAAAGGUAGCCACAUGCAAAUUACCACCUAAAGUCCUAACCAAGGGGGUAACCAGGUACUGGUAGUUGCUUGACUGAGAAACAGUUUGUUCUCUAUCCUCAUCAUCAGAUCCUGUAUUCUUGAAUUUUGAUCAUUCCUUGACCGCCAAUUAUUCUAUUGUAGUCACUCUGGCUGAAAAUAUCUUGAAUUUAAUGAAUAGAUUCCUACCUUUUUGGAUAUUGAUGCUCAGAGAGGUUUCACUACACCUGCUGGCUUAAACAAGCUUUGUUAACGAAGGGGCAAGCCAUGAAUGGAUUAUUUAAAUGAAAAAAAUAAAGCAAAACAUGUUAACUAGAUUGAUUCAGUCUUGUUUUGGAAAAAAGGUAGUUGUAUGGAUUAAGCAAAUUAACUUUCUUGAAUCCAAUUGUUAAUGUUAUUGGUGAAACCAAUCCAAGUUUUGAUCUGUCGCUGGAGAUGUUUUUUCCCAAGUUGUGAAAGUAUUUUUAGUACAAUGGGCAUGUUUACACCCAGAUGUGUUUAAAAAUUAGUUUGGUUGAAUUCAAAACAUAUCAAGAGUUGUGUAGAAGCAAGAUACUUUUAUUAGUUUUCUAGUUCCCAUUUCUUGUUUGAAAGUUGUAGUGAGCUUAGUACAGGUCUAUUGUUUGCAUAAAGAGGACAGGUGAGCUCUGAAUAGUGGGAGUUGUUUGUGGACUUAAAGAGAUGUUACAGAAGAGACCCAUGGGGUUUUAAUUUCAGAGACUUAUUUAUAUUCCAGUGGUUUUAAGCCUGACAGGUUUGAAUAUAAUUAUUUUCACUUUGGACCAAUGGGUUCCCUCCAAAUGGCAGAUCUGUCAUGUCUAAGGAGUAGAAUUAAUAAAUACUGCAUUCCCUGCAAUGGAAAACAUCUGUAGAUGAAGCAGAUAAAUCACCUGUGUUUGAAAACUGGAUGUUGGUUUUAUGCUUGUAAAAUUAGUAUUUAAGGUGAUCACAUAGUAGAAUCAGUAUACCACUAAUUUGCUGUAAGUCAAGUACACUGGGAUGAUUAAAUUGUAACUGCGUUGUGGUCAGAGACUCUUUUAGAAUUCUCAUGCAAGCUUCACUGUUGGCCACCUGCAUAAUGGAGUGAACACCAGUAGCCAGUGGAGUGUUAUAAUAAGAAGAUCAAUUAGUGAUUAAUAAUGGAUGAUGUUCAUUGUUUCUUUCUUCUUCCCUUGCAUGUCCUGCCCAGAAUAUUAAGGUGAACUGGGCGACUAAUAACACUGGAGGCAUGAGGAAAGACACAAGUAGUGAGUACAUAAUUUUUCUUCAUCAUUGAACACUUAAUUUGCAGAUUCAUCUCCUUUUAUUUGUGAUAAGAUUUGUAUGGCUUAUUUCAUUGAUUUACAACAAAGAAAUCAGACUCCACCUUUGCUAUUUUUAUCUCGUAUACACUCACACUCUCUCUGUGUUUUGAAAAGUUCUGCUUUGGAUUAUAAGCUUGGUAUUCAAGUACUAUAGGGGUCAAGCAUUGAAAUGCCUAAAGGUGAUUUUGCAGAUUUCCUAGUAGAACUGCUCAUGUUUACUGUAAUAUUAAGAGGCUUGGAUUCAUGGUUGAUUUAAGGACUUCCAGAAUCAUUGGUUUGAAGUAAUUUAUUGGUGACCUCAUUAAUAUUAACCACUUCCACUUGAAGUUUUCUUGGAUAUUUUCUCCUGCAAAAUUGCCUAGAUUUUGCAGAUAUUUGUGGAGAGCCAGCUCUUGUUCCUGGUCUAUUAUGAAAGGGUAUUUUCAAUUAUAUUAUUAGUAUGGUGUUAACCCAUUUUCCCAAUUAAUCCACAAGCAAUCUUUGUCAAAUCAUCAAUGUGUUUGACAGAUUGGUUCUGACAACAUGAAUUCAACCUUCACUUGAUUGAGCAAUUUUUUUCUUUCAAAGCCAGUCAAGUUUGACAGGGAGGGAAUGCUGUCACAACUGAAUGACAACUCUGUGCUUAAACAACCUAAAUAUACAUGUAUCUCUCUGACCUUUCUAGAACAAAAAAAAAUGGUUGUUAUCUUUUUAUGGCUACUGCCUCCUAUGGAGGCAAAGCCAUAUUGUUGUCCUGUGGAGUGAGUGAGGAUAGCAAAAAAAUAUCAAUCACUUCUUUGUCCACAAUGAGUUCUGCAGAGUUUUACCCCAUAUCCCUCACUCUUGGCUUUGGUUUGUUUUGGAACAUCUUUGGUUGUUCAAUGCUUAGUGACAAUUUCUUUGAAUCUGAUCUUAUUGUUCAUCUCUUAGUGUACUAUAGAAGAAAAUAAACAUCUCACAAUCAUUUCAGAAGAGUGUGUGAAAAGAGGAAGGUUUACUUCGCAGAAAUGUCUUAAAAGGAGUGAUUGGGGCAUCAUGAAAAUUUAUAGAAUAAUUUUUUUUUUUAAAGAGAGAGCAUUUUACCAUUUGAAACAGUGAAUUGUUCCCAGUAGAUGUAAAGAUAUAUUUUUUUCAGUUCUAACCAUGACAGUACAAUAGAUGAUCAAUAUCUCAAAAUAAUUUUGCAAUGGCUUCUCCAGCACGUUAUUGAAAAAAAAAUUUCCUUGCAGAAAUAUCUAAAUAGGUUUGGUCUACACAUUGUGGAAACUCUGAAGAAAAAUGUUAUUUAUUUGAAUAGAGAUGAUUUUACCAUUUCAACCAGCGACAAAUGCUCACAAGAGCUGCUAAAUUUGCAAAGUGAGCAAGGUCUGAAUAUGUUCAGUUCAAUAGGGUGACGCCAUUCGAUGGAAUGGUGGAAUUGCAAUGGAAUUAGAAAAUGCUACCUUAUAGCAUUAUCAUACAACCUCUGGUUCUUUUCGAUGCUUUAAAAGUUGUGCUAUAUCAGUAGCCAUAAAUUUAUGCAUGUGGUCUUAACUGCCAAUUUUUGUCCCUAUGAGUUUAUAGCCUCCAUUGUACAUUACCUCGCCUUUGUUCGAGCAAGAAAUUUGUUGCUAAAUCUCAGAACUCACAGAUUUCUUUUUAUUCAGAAUUCUGAUGUAUAUUGAGUGUUUAUAGAAGCUGGAAGCUUUCUGGAUAGACAAAGACCUCAGACUGUAAACUAAUUAAAGUGCAGAAUCAUUAAAAACUAGAAUAUUACACUUUUCCAAAGCCUUUUAGUUGUUUUCAACUCUUGUAAAGGAGCUCAGCUACCAUGCCAGCCACCAUGACAGUGGAAACCAGAUAACCAUUUGACAGGCUUUUUUUCAAUAAAUCUGUUGUGUCUCAGAAUUAGAAUUAUUAAUCAUUGUUUGGUUUUGUGUUAUCAUUUCAGAUCAUUAUCACAUAUUUGUGGGUGACCUUGACCCAGAGAUUGAGAAUGAGGGUCUUUAUAAGGCUUUCUCUGCUUUUGGACAAGUAUCGUAAGUAUCUGGGUUCUUUUUAAUUAUUAUUUCCUACAUAUAUCACAUAAGUGUUACAAUUGAACUGUAUGCAAUUGGUGAAACAUCAGUAUUAAUCUUCAGCAUCCUCUAUUUUGAAAUGUUGACUGUGUGAAAAUUUACAUGAACCAAUUAGAUCUGGUUGGCUAAUACAUUGUGAUACCUCUGAUUUUAUGCCAUCUUCAAAGAAAUAAUCCAGUCAAUGUUGAGGGGAGAUGCAUCAAGCGUACUUCACACCUGUUUGCUUAUACUGCAUUGUAUACAUGGAGAAUGAUGAACCAAACAAAAUUGAUAGCACAAAACCCCAUUAGUUUUUUUUUCUCAGUCACUGAUCUACUCAGUAACCAUCAAUUUUGAAUUGUCCAUACUUGUCCACUUCUAUAUGCAAAGUGUCACAAGAAGAAAAGUCUGAAAAAUGUACUUGGUUUUUGAUGUUCUUCUUAAUACCUAUUCCUCAAGGACAAAACCAUAUGGAUGCUGAAGAUUAGAGCUGUUCCAUAACAUUAAUAAUUAUACCAUCUUUGGUCAAAACAGAGAUCAAAUAGUUUACCUUCCUAAAAGUUCAACAAGAGGAAACAAACAAACCAGCAACUAAGAAACUCUUUUACUCUAUGAUUUUUCUUCAGUCUGCUUUACUAAAGUAUUUCAAGUAAAAAAAAAAAACUUUUUAGAUAAUGUAUACAGUAGGGUGCAUUGCUGUCCUUAAUUGCUAAAAAGAAUGGCUGUUAAACUUUUCUUUUUGCCAGGUAACAAACUAGGAGUAUUGUGUGUGACUCAGCCCUUUACCCCCUAACAUUGGUAUUCAUAAUUAUUCUCUGCACUCCUCCUCUACAUUUUCUAUGGUAUCAACAAUGAGAAUUUGCCUGAAAAUCAGAAGCUUCCUAAAUUGGAUAUCAUUUCCUUCAUUCUCAUGACCUUAGUGUUUGAUUCAAAAGUGAUACUGCAUGGAGAAAUUAGAUGCCAAUCACUCUUAGGGGUUAAAGGGUUUAUUACUGGGUUAAGUGUAAUGGACCAGUGGCUUAUCCACUUGGGAGAAUACACUGAGCGGUGAAACAUUUAUUCGUAUGAAGAGAACAUAAACUCCAAGUGGCUUUUGCAUGUUCUGUAUUUUGCAUGCAUUGCCACUGUAAUAAUUUACACCAAAUUCUUCAAUUACACUUCAAGCUCAGAAAUGACAAAGUCUUUGGUUUGCAGUGAUUACCAAUGCAAAGCUGAGAAUGGGAGUGGUUGAAGUUAGGUUGCUUUUUUUAUCUUUUCAAUUUUUUUUUAAUACUAUAAUUAUGAUAAGUUUUGGCUACCGAACUAUUUCAAGUACAAAACUCUCCUGAGAAUAAACAUUUUGGAAUUAAUAUGAAAGAGAAAGUUUUCUGGAAAAAAAAAAGCCAAUUCAGUUCCUUUACACUAUAACUUGAAAACAGGAAGUAGGCACACACACCAAAAAAAAUUGACCACUAAGAACAAGGGUGGAAAUAUAGAAAUUGGCUUUGAAAGGCUCACUGAAAUAUUACCCACCUCUUGCAAUCCAAGUAUUCAAAUUCAAUGUGUUUAGUUGUGCAUGUCACUGAAGAUUGGAGGUGGUGAGUUAUGAUCUUUCCAUUAAGUAGUUCUGUACAGUUCAGUGGGAAAAGAAAUCUCUCAAUUAGUAUAUGCGCUAUUAAUGGUCAAUUUAGUGGGUCAUAUUACAAUGUACAGCCUGCUAAAUUCAAGAAUUUUUGUUUGCAUUUUAUUCUUCCCCCUCUUAUUGAACCCAGAGAAAUAACAGAUAUCUUACAGACCUUUUUUUUUUUGUUGGUCUGUACUGUAAGUUAUGGAGCUUCUUAUUUUCUGCUUAGAUUUAUGGCUGGCACACUUUGUGCUUGGGCCAUAAAUCCAAUCAGAAAAAAUUGGUCCAUAACUUUUGGUGCAGACUUCAAAUUCAGUUAGUGAGAGGUGUUUCCAUCUGGAUUGCUUUUAUUUACCAUUUGCUUUUUAUUUCAGAUUGUGCUAUAAAAUUAUCUUAACUGAUUGUAUAACAUUCUGCAAAAUUUCUUCCAUGUUGCAUUUUUUAAAUGUAUUUUGCAGCUGAUUUAAAUGUAGGCUAUGGAUUUGGGCUUAUAAAGUAUGAUUUGCCCCCCUUAACUUGACUCUGUUGUGUGUUCCACUUGAUAAAUCUGUGUUUACAUACCUAUGUGCAUAGUUAGAUGUCACCAGUGUUUUAAAUCUCCCCGGGUACAUGAAAGUGGCUGAAUUAUGGUGGGCAAACCAUCAUGGUGUUAAAAAUCAUGGUCCAUAGACUGCAGGUCACUGCAAAGUUUUGUGAUUUCUAUUUAUACAAUAAAUUGACUUUUGCACACAUUUUGAUUGGUUUAUACUCGUGAUCUAUUGGAGGACAGACACAAAGAUAACAUUGCCUUGGCAAUUUUUUUUCUUCUCUAUUAUAUUUAACUUAUAGAUUCCAUGUUGCUGUGGGUGUGGCUAGCAAUAGUUCACAAAAGACACCAAAAUGUGGUGAAAACAUUGGCAACACACUUUGCUGCACCUUGUUAGACACUUUUUGUUCUUAACACAUUUUGGAAUCAUCUGUGAUCUCUUUCUGGGCAGAUGCACAGCAACAUGGAAUCUAUUUGUUAAGCUGAUUUUAUAAGUUGAAUAUUACCCUUCAGUUUACCAACAGUCCAAUUUGUGAUGCAUUGAACAUGUUUCAUAUUUGUGAUAUUAUAUACCAUGCUUAGUGUAGUACUUGUUGUAACACUUCCUUCCUUAUUUGCUUGAAUACAGAUGAAUGUGCACUAAUUGCAUCCCGCCCAGGCGAUGUAUGCCAUUUCCUUGCUUGUUUUUUCUUCUUUUUAUCAUCUUAAUCAGUAGAUUAGUCAGAGUUAACUAAGGAAACAAAAUAGUUUCUCGCUACUUACAGUUACAUUGUUGUAGAUUGUAAGAGAACUGUUUUGGAAAUUGCUUUGAAGGCAAAGCUUUCAAUUGCGAUUUUAAUGUUUGCCUUGAAUUAAGGGUUGCCUGUGCUAUGGUUAUACCCAAGGUUGUUGCAACAGAAAGUUUGACAUUUAACACAAGAUAAUCCUCGCUCUUUUUAGGUCAUGCUGUUAGCAUAUUUUCUUUAAUCAUUAUCAUUUAGGGAAAUGUAAUUCUGAAGAUUGUUUGCUUCUUUUGUAUCUAGUUUUUGUAAGAAAAAGUAAUCCUUGAAAAUGCUGAGUUAGUAUAAAAACUGCUGUAUUACUUUCAUUCAGGGAUUGUCGUGUUGUAAAAGAUACUACAUCUGGAAAGUCCAAGGGAUAUGGUUUUGUGUCAUUUGUCAAAAAGGAGGUAUGUAAGAAACUGUUAGAGGCAAUGCACUCCAUUUGUUUUUAGCAAUAGUAGUCAUGGAUUAGAAAAUUCACAAUACUUAAUCAGAAUUAAAAUGAAUUGCAACUUGGUCACCUACUUCUCCCCUCACUUAACCCUUUAAUUCUCAGAAUUGAUUAACAUGUAAUGAGAAUACUCAAAGUUAUUAGGCAGAAGUUGUUCUCUUGAUCUAAAACCAAAUUCUGGUAACCAAGUUACAAGGAAAUGCGAAACAGCCAAAGGGGAGAAUCAACAAUCAUAUGCUGGGAGCAGAAGGGUUAAAAAUUGUCAACAUGUAUGUGUGAUCUCAUGUGUGCUCUUGAGCCAAAUGAAAAAUACUACUUAACUUUAGUUCAUUGUGGUCUGUUCUUUUUUAAAUAGCAGAGGAAAGUACAAAUUGAAUAGAAAAAAAAAUUAAGAACAAGGAUUGCUGCUCUAAGUGACAUGCUUCUUUUUGUAGCCUCUUCCAGUUUUAAGUUUCUGCUGUGAGUUCUUGGGAAUGACUUGUCAGUAUCAUGAUAACUUAAAGCUGACAUUUUUUAUCGUGAAAAAUAGCUUAAGCUAUUUAAAUCUGACUUGCUGUCAACCCACAGGCCAGAAGUGAAGAAGUUAAUUUCAUGCUCUGUCUCUAUAUUCUUAUUAUGUUUCUCAAUUAGUAUGUGUGCUAUGAUUGGUCAGUUUAGCAAGUCAUAUUUUACUGUAUGGCCAGCUAAAUUCAAAAGUUUAUUUGAAGUGAAUUUUCCCCUCUAUCUGAAUGUAGAGAUGAAAUAAACAUCUGGUCUGUACUGUAAGUUAAGGAACCUCCCUUUUCCAGUUGCUUUUUGGUCUGUGUACAUUGCUUUGGCCAUAAAUGUGGGUGGAAAAGUAUUGGUCAGUAACUUAGAGUACAGAUCUCAAACUUGGUUAGCAAGAGGUAUUCAACACUUGGAAGGAGAUGAAAUAAGUUCAUAGGCACCAUGCUCUUUGCUUUUAUGGUCUGCAAAGCUGAGACUAAAGCUGAGAUAGUUGAUGUUAAUUUUUGCUGUUGUUUGACAAUUUUUAGGAUGCUGAGAAAGCCAUGAGGGAAAUGAAAGGUAUUUUUGUGAUCUUGAAUCACUUUUGCAAUGUUUUUCUCUUAGUUUUUUUCUCUGUGAAAGGAAUGUACAAAACUGGAGAUACAAAUUCUUCUUCUGCUGUUAUAAGUAAUGUCCAGAAUUGAUUUUUUAAUGAUUAAUUCAUAAACACAAUGAAUCUGUGCUUUGUCAUGACUUUAUUUCUGUCAAAAUUUCCCUGCUGAGAUUAGGAAAACCUGUGUGGUUUAAUUUAGGUCAGCAGUUAAAAGGCAGAAACAUACGAACUAACUGGGCUGCUAGGAAAGCAAUGGUACCAGGUGAGGGUAUGGACUUGUUUAUUUGUUUGUCUGUUGGACAUGAUCCCCAACUAAAGGAGCUGUUAAUUUUUAAGCAAAUUCUUUUUGUCAGUGCUUUAGGAAAUGUUUAUAGAACAGUAGAGAAUAUGCAUUAGGGUGAACAGGGGUAAACUGAAAACUCAGUGUUUGAAAACUAAACCACAGAUUUGUGAUGAUCAGUGUUGAAAUGCUUUUUUCCAAAUCAUUUAGAUCAGUUCCCCCUUUCAGGAUUGACCAAUGUAUACCAGAUGCGAAAGCUCUCUUCCUGGUUUACUCCUGGUAAACAUAUAACUUUCCUUUAUCAUACCACACUACACUGAAGGGAAUGGGAAUGGGCUAUAACUGUAACUUAUCAAUCAGAAGAUGUGUUAUUGAUACAACUCCAUUGUAAUUAAUAUAAUUAAUAACAAAAUUUAUAUCAGCUACAUGGGAGAAUUGGGGAAAAAAUCUGGAGAAGUAGAAAAAAUAUUUUGAGUAAUGGGUAAAGAUGUCAAAUGCUUCUUUUCAAUAUUUAUUCUCCCAGUACUGUUCAACUUCAGGUGUGCAUGCUUGAAUAUUUAUUUGCUUGUAUUGUUUCUUUUCAGCAACAAAGCAACUGUCAUUGGAAGAAAUAUCACGUCAGGCCUCUCCAUAUAACUCCACCGUGUACGUUGGUAAUCUUCCACCGGGUUGCACUGGUAACUACAUUUAUUUCUCUAUUGUAGUAUUGUAAUAUUGACUCUGUACUGUCAUGUGCAUAUGCGACAAAUUUUUCUUUCAAGUACUCUAUUGUUUCCCUGACUAGCUUUCAACAUCUUUAGUCAAACUAGAAUAGACUUUUAACUGGUCCUCUGGGUUAGGAUUAAAGUAUUCCUUUUCUUGGGUUUUACCCAGUAAUCAAAUGAAGUUGUUGAGUGUUUUGCCCAGGAGGGGAAGAGGGGGGGGGGGAUUUAUUACCUUGGACAAUAGAUGGGACUUUUGUUAUCCCUGCAUAUAAGUUUAACUCAGAAAACCACAUUUAUAUUUAUGUUGAGUAAGCCUGUGUGUACAAGUCAGAGGGAGCUUUUGAAGGCCUCCCCCUCCCCACCCCAAAAGGCAAACAAUUCUUUCUUGCUUGAAUGUUGUGUUGUUGUGUUGUUGUGUCUUACAUUGUGUUGUUUUGUUUGACUGUUUUUUUUCUUCUUAAAAUCUGUUUAUGGUGCUGUUUGGAAAAAGUUGAAACCAGCCCUGACUGUUAUUCAAAAAAAUAUUUUCAAACAACAAUGUGAUUUUGAUAUAAAUGUAAACGUGUUCAGAUGAAGAUUACAGAAUUAAUUCUUUCAGAGAUGAAGUAGACUGUAACUUAUUUGCCUUUUUUUCAGAUGAUACACUUCGUCAGAACUUCUCACACUUUGGACAGAUCUAUGACAUCAAAAUAUUUCCAGAGAAAUUUUAUGGAUUUAUCAAGUGAGUUGGACUUGAGUAUUGAACCAUGCACAUACAUGUACACUAACCGUGCAGUUUUUUAGCUCAAAACAAAAAUAAAAGCAAAGGAAUCUUGUUAAUUACCGUUCGUCAGCCAGUUAUUAGAGGGUCAUUGUUAAGAUGUUAUUUUUGCGGUUGAGACGCACUUUGGAGGGCGUCGCCAUGUGGAAAGGGGACUAAGUUAAUUGGUACAAAUACUCUGACUGUUGGCGAAGGUUUCAUCGUAAAUAUGCACCUAAUUCCACCUACUAACUUUACUUUCCAACUUCAUUCCACAGAUUUUACACCCAUGACCAAGCAUUAGAUGCCAUUUACAAAUCACAAAGAACUGUGCUAGGAGAUAAUUUAUUGAAAGUAAGUUUACCACUAAGAUUACUUUAAUUCUAGGUAAAAUGAACACAUAUUUGGCACCUAUCUCAAGAUUUCCCUGAUAACCUUUUUCGAAAUUUAAAUUUCCCAUAUUAUGUUCAGGAGCAAAUUACUUUUACAUGUAUGAAGGUGGCCUGACAGUCAAUUCUCCCAAAUGAUUAUCCCUCAUUUAUUUAAAUACUGCUUAUGAUAGUUACAUGUUCCAUCAAGGCAACGUUUUUGUUGACGUAUUAUUUUUGAUUAUGGUCAUUCUUGAACUGACUAAAACUCAGUUGUACUCGAUAAGCGAAAUAAUGACAUCAGUUAAGUAUUGUGGUUGAGUUGUGCGUAUAAUUAUUCUUCACAGUGUUCUUGGGGAAAGGAACAGACAGAUAUGAACAACGCUCAAUCAGCAAUGCAGCAAUGGCAGCAGGUAUUAUGAUAAGUUUACGUUCGUUAGUUAGGGAAUUAAAACGCUCGACCUUGGCAGUUCCCUUUAUCCCUAACUUGGAAGCCAUCUAUAGGUGUGAAGAUCUUUGUCUUUUUUUCGUCAUUAUGUCGGGCCUGAAUGAUUUCAGACGGAUUUUCAUCUAUGCAGUUCAACACUUCUUUAAAAUACAGGAGAAUAAAUUAUCUGGGUAGUGAAAGGACUAACUGCAUGCUUUGAUGCCCUGCUGUUGCACAGAAUUACUUUUUAAAUUCCGCCCAUGUGUAUGGUUUACAUGGUAAAGUUAUGUAUCUCAUUUGAUCCAUGUACUGAGUCAGGUUGGCCUGAUGGUAUGUGUAAUCUUUUUUCUCAUUAGUAUUAUCAACAAUAUUAUCAGCAAGUUUACAAUCAACAACCCAUGCAGCAGCAGUCUCCGGCUCAGGCUGGGUAUGUUCAGUACCCAGCAGCAGCAGCGGCAGCUCAGUAUGUUUACUAUCCACAGCAGCCCUUUGGGUAAGUCCAGAAGUAUCACUGUCCAGUCGCCUCUUGAUGUUUGGGCUUUGAAAGAGGCAGAAUUGUCUAUAUUCUCGAAAGAUAUUACUACUGUAUUUAUUGCACCUAACAUGCUUGUUUAUAUACUCUGGUUGUCGGUUGUCAGUCGCUUUCAAAAUACUAUUUAGAUGGCUUGCAAUUUUAUCUCUACAUAUUAGAAAACUUGCCUCGUUGGUUUUAAUUUUCUAUUGCGACGAAUUAGUGAUGUUCUGUUUCUCUUUUCACAGAAACCAACCAAUGCAAGUUGUGCAAGCAGCAAUGCCGGGGUAUCCUGGUGAGAUAUUGUCAGUUGUGAAAAGAUGAGCCUUUCGAAAAUCAUGUCUGUGGCUACUGUGGAGUUUUUAGGUUGUCCAACUAAGAAUUUGGUUUAUAUAAACACGAGUUUUCUAUAACCUUAUUGAUUGUGCACUUGUUAAGAAAAGUUGUUAGGCACUCGUCUAAGUAUGCGCACGCUAUAAGGUUUCUUCGUCGCACCCACCUGACUCGUGAUCAAAUGCGAACUUCGAUUUAUCUUCGUCACCUAUUGUCGUCACAAAUUGUGGUAACGCGGUGAAAAGGGAUAUUCCUAGCUUAAGCCCACCCAAAUUCAGGCUUUCAGGUUGUUUCCGGUUUUGCAAUCAGAGUAACACCUCUCCUCCCCCUUGUGUUCCUCUCUGUUAUGCAGUUGGUCGCCGUUUCCACUGGUGUCACAUUUUACUGACUAAAUGACUUGUCUUUAAGUAUUCCCUAUUUGCCGAAGUAACCCUUGGCGCAAGUCAAUGGGAAUCGGCCAAAAACAAAAUGUUUUAUCCCGGCGCCACCUGAACCCAUACAAGCGAAGCGUGCGGGCUUCCCAGAGUUCACAGUGGGCCGGAAUAUUUUUGGAAGACUUCUGUUGACUUGCGUGAUGGAAAUGGGAAUGCUUGUAGUUUAUCGCUAAUCUUAGACCAGGGUUAAUUAAUAUUUGCAUAGGAUUGAUCAUGAUCGUAGCCAGCAGACUUGAUUUCCAAGCUCAUCUCAUUUUAGGCGCUAACAUGACCAUUUAAGGUCUUUUGAUCAAAUUCAACCGCUUUCCCUUUAGUCACUUUCCUCCUUUGCUCUUCUUCAGCUCAAAUGUCGCCAGCGUCUUCAGCUGGUCAACAGCCUCCCACUCAGAAUCAGCAGAUGAUGGGUAUGAUUGGGCCUCAUCACCAAGGAGCUCCCUCCCCUGCCAAUCCAACUUCUUACGUCAUGCAGCAGGCUGCAGGCUACCCAACACAGUAGUGAUACUACAAGAAACCACUGUAUAAGAGCAAAGAAAUCAUUUAACUUAGAAACCGUCGACAGAGUUGACAAUAGACGAAUCCUCUAGACGAAAGAGGAACAAUUUAUUGAGAGAAAAAUAUGCAACGAAGUUUUUGAACACAAAAUUCUCUCGUCUCGCAUCAGAUGAAAACAAAACCAAAAAAAUAUCCAGGCUAUAAAAAAAGCGAAUCCUUGUGUAGCAUUGAACCCUUUUGUGUUGAAAAAGUAGGGCUGUAGUGCAUAGAGCAUUUUAACUAUAAAGCUGAUAACCAUACAUGUAUACUUUGUACAGUUUAAAAAGUAUAUUUUGUAUUUAUUGCGUUCCCUUUGUUGGAUUUGGAUUCUACCUCUGACGCCUUUUUAAACGUAUACACAAUAUUUUUUCAUGCCAUGAAAGCGAUAUCACGUACGAUUUGGUGGCUCUUUGUAGAAUUUAACCCCGCAAUAUUUGAAAAUGAACUUUUUCAACAUACAAAAGGUGUUCAGGGCUGGGCUUAGCUGCGUAAAUAGCAGUAACUGUGUUCCAUGUCACAAAGCUGUGUACAUUUGUCGAAUGUGGAUCUCUCUCUCGCUGGUCGUGCUUUUUGUAGUGUAACAGUUUAGUAUUUGUAGUCAUGUGAAAAGAACAGAAAGCUCUGGGGGAAAAUGACGAAGUAUGAAUGUAGGGAUAUAUGCGCUGCCGCCUCCAGCGACCAGGAAAAGAAGAAAUAAAAGAGACGUUUUGCAAAGUAGUAGUGCGCAUGUGAAUGUACAAAUCACAUCCAACAGUUCCUUCACAGGAGUGCGGAAAGUGAGGAGGUUGUUAUUGUGGAACUCUCAUAUAAAUAUGACAAAUGCAAUUUUUUGCAAAGUUCUUGGCUG
Molecule: messenger RNA, 18229 nt
Organism: Pocillopora meandrina
Lineage: Eukaryota; Metazoa; Cnidaria; Anthozoa; Scleractinia; Pocilloporidae
Source: the annotation of a GenBank genome assembly